AUGACGGCUCCAGGUGCGGUUGGGGCCGUUGAGGCGCCCAUCACCUUCUCCCGGGUGAUCAACGACGACCACAACGCCAUCAACCGAUACGCGGGGCGGCUGAAGAGGGCGCGGACGGCUUCCGACCGAGCGCGGCUGCUUCGCGAAGUCACCUGGCGUCUGGUGCGGCACGACGUGUCCGAGGACCUGGUGAUGCGGCCGGCGUUCGUCGAGCACCUGGGCGCCGAGGGCCAGCAGAUGGCCGAGCACGACCGGACGGAACACGAACGCGCGAAAUCCCAGCUGCUGGCCUUGGCCGACGUGCCGUUCGAGUCGGCCGACUUCGACGUCGUGCUCGACAGGCUCUUCGCCGACCUGCUCGAGCACAUGAGGGUCGAGUCGGGCGAGCAGAUCCCGUCGCUCGAGCGCCUCCUCGACCCCCUCGAGAGCCAGCGCCUGGGCCGCGAAUACAUGAAGUCGCAGGUCUUGACGCCCGAGCUGGAAUGGCCGGCAAGCCGAAUAAGUCCAAGCCCAAGCCCAAGCCCCGGUGGCAUCAAGAGGAGGAGGGUGUGGGUCGACAUCGACGACUAUGCCCGCUCCGAUCUCGCCAGGUUUAGGGACAUUUAUGCCCAGUUGACGGAUGAGCAGACCGAGAUGGGCGUGAAGCUGUAUUAUAGACAGCACGUUCAUGGCAAGCUGUGA
Capronia epimyces CBS 606.96 is the source of this 681-nucleotide messenger RNA. RefSeq lists its product as uncharacterized. The transcript has a single exon. The coding region runs from base 1 to 681 and encodes 226 amino acids. The record is from RefSeq and is a predicted model, not a curated record. NCBI's taxonomy places the organism in Eukaryota, Fungi, Ascomycota, Eurotiomycetes, Chaetothyriales, Herpotrichiellaceae.